AUGGAAAAAACAUUACAAGUCUCCAACGAGGUAGACACAGAAUCAAAUGAGAAUGUCAAUUCGGGAGGGACUUUCAAAAUCGAUCCUGUGGUCGAAAAAUCACUCGUUCGACGGAUGGAUUUGAUAUUACUUCCAACGCUCUCUUUGGUCUACCUAACUCACAGCCUCGACCGUGCCAAUCUCGGAAACGCCAAAUCCGCAACUCUCGAGCAAGACUUAGGUCUUGUAGGAAACCAAUACUCGUUACUCCUAAUAGUAUUCUACAUCCCUUACUCCCUAUUCGGCAUUCCUGCAACCGUACUCGCGAAACAAUACAGCUCUGCACUGGUCAUCCCGCUGUUGGUUCUAGGAUGGGGUAGCCUAGCCAUGAUUCAAGCCGCGACCAAGAACUUUGGCGGGAUAAUGGCUUGUAGAGUCAUUCUGGGCACGAUGGAAGCUGGGUUUUUGCCGUGUGCGAUUUUCUAUUUGUCGACGUUUUACACGAGGACGGAGUUGGCGAAGAGGCUGUCUGUGUUUUUCCUUAUGGGGUUUAUAGCUAGUGCCAUCAGCGGCCUCAUCUCAUGGGGCGUGUUCCAAUGGCACCGCUCCCUCAAAGGCUGGCAAUAUCUUUUUCUCAUCGAAGGCGCAAUUAGCGUCGGCAUCGCCUUCAUCGCUCUCGUCGCUCUACCGCACAGCGUCCAGGAAUCACGCUAUUUCACUGCAGCCCAAAAACAAUGCGCCUCUCUACGCCUCGAGCACAACCCCGAAAAACAGUUCAAUUUUCAAGAAGGUUUCAUCGUGCUCAGGGAUUGGAAAAUAUGGACCUUUGCGCUCUGCGGGUUAUUAUACGGUGUUGGGUCGUCGAGUACAUCCAACUUCUUGCCUGUGAUGAUCAAACGGCUUACGCAGGAUACUGUGAGAGCGAAUCUAUAUACCAUCGGGCCUAACCUUACAGGCGCGUUGCUGAUGUAUGUUAGUUGCUGGGUCUCAGACCGCAUUCAGCAGCGCGCCCUGGUCUCGAUUGUGGUUAUUGUUGUAUCGAUGAUAGGUUGGAUUUUACUAGGAGCACUAGAUUUAGUGCAUCACGUCAAGGUCGGGUAUUUCCUGACUUAUUUGUUAACGUUUGGCACAUUCGUGCCAAUGCUUCUUGUUCCCGCGUGGGUGGGCGCAAAUACGCAAUCUACAUCUGCGCGUGCAGUAGCUCUAGGAUUUAUAUCGAUGUGUACGAACCUAGGUGGCAUUGUGUCGUCCGGGGCGUAUAGAGCACAGGAUGCGCCGACGUAUAGACCCGCUCUGAUUACAGUGUUUGUGUGUCAGGCUGUUUUUGUGGUGAUUUGUGCGGGGAUGAGAAUGGUGUAUGUGAGGAUGAAUAAAGAUUUGGCGAGGGGGGAGAGAGUGGUUGUUGAAGGGGUUGAAGUUAAGAAGGACUUUAGGUUUAUGCUGUGA
Molecule: messenger RNA, 1425 nt
Organism: Talaromyces amestolkiae
Lineage: Eukaryota; Fungi; Ascomycota; Eurotiomycetes; Eurotiales; Trichocomaceae
Exons: 3
Coding region: 1-1425 (474 amino acids)
Biological process (GO): transmembrane transport
Cellular component (GO): membrane
Molecular function (GO): transmembrane transporter activity
Source: RefSeq, a predicted model, not a curated record